AUGGAGAAGAAAACAAUUCUAGAAGAACAUUUAAAGAAGUCACAACAGAAUAAAAUAUCACCAAUCAAUUACAAGAGAAGAUUCUUUGUUCUGACAAAAUCAAACAUUUCUGAUUAUGAAUAUGGCAAAGAAAGUGAAGGGGGAUCAAUUAGGAUUGAGAAAAUUCAAUUUGUUAAGACAGUGAAUAUUGAGGAAACAAUGCCUCCUGCAAGACAGUAUUCUUUUCAGGUUAGCCAUGAAAUUUGUUACGUUUAUGUUUCUUCUUGUACUGCACCACCUUAUCAUUUAUUUCAUCAGUCUUCAAAAUGGGAAGCGCAGAAGCCCGUCCUGCCCCCAGGGCUGCCACCAGACAAGUCAGCCCUGAAUAUGGCUGUGGCUCAAUGCAACCAUGAAGGCAGAGGAAAUUCAGCUAUCCAGCUUGUCAGAAGCAAUAAAUACUGUGUAUCACAAGAAAAUCAUUCUGACUGGUGGAAAGUAAGGGAUUUGGAAGGGAUUUUACCAAGUACUUACUUGAAAAAGCUGCCUUGGGAUGAUGAUAAGCCAAGGGAAAACUCCAAUGUCUGUGAACUGACACUGGCAGAAGAGCAGAGUAUUGCUAAGUUUGAGGGAAAAGAAGGUGCUUUCCUGGUUUACUCUGGCUAGGCAGGGAUUUACACAGUGUCUGUAUUCAACAAGUUGCUGAUGUUUUUAAUUAGUAAAAAAGGAGCAGUUAAGCAUAAAUGUGUACAAACCCCUGGGAAGAAGUACUACCUCCAUGAAAAUUACCGCUUGGAAUCAAUUCCCAAAAUUAUAUACUACCACCAGCACAAUUUAGCUUUCUGGAAGUAUGAUAUCCCCCAUCCCAAGGUGUUCUGCUCCAGAGUGGAGCUGGCAGGUCUGCAGCACUGCACGCUGCCUUUGUGGGCUGUAGGCUCAGGAAUUACUGUGCCACUUCACAGCACAGACAUCCAGCAUACCUCCAGAAAGGCUGCUAGGAACUGUUUGAUUGACAGCAAACUUACUGUGAAAGUACCUGACCUUGGGAUGACAAGGGAUGUUGUGGAUAACCUGUGUAUAAAUUCUCUAGGAACCAAGUUUCCAGUGGAGUGCUCAGCAUCAGAAGCUUUUCAUCACACCAAAUUUAGCAGCAAGUCAGAUUUAUCUUGUAUUUCUUGACUUUAAUUUCAUGUCUUAAUGUGGGAGGUGUUUACUUUGGGAAAGCAGGCCUAUGAGCUUCGUGGACUGCAGAAAGCUUCUCAAGGAUAGAGACCACAGCAGGUUCCAAACAUCACCUACCAGAAAAUGGACAACUGCUGGUAUGAGCUACCAGAACAGCACCCUGCCUUUUAUCAGCUGUUACCAUUCUUUGAGGCAUUGAGAGAAGGCAACAGAGCUUGAAAAAUAAGAUUCAGAAACAGAUGACUGUGCAUACUGGCUCCACAUCACCUGCCUGCUCUACAAGAGCUGAACCUGAAAUCUGCCUGACAUUAGCCAACCUUAUUAUUCUGUAUUUUAGUGUUCUUCUCGUUUAAUCAGGGGGCUGACCAAGAAGCAUAUGGAGAAAGCAUUUCUGACACUCUGUGGAUGACAGAAUUUGAAAGGAUACUGUGGAAGAAUAUAAUUUAUUUUGUUAGCAUUUUUUCAAAAGACUUCCCAGACACUGAGAUAUAUAUACCAAUUAUGUGCACUCCUUCAGUGCCUCCAGAUUGUCAUUAUUUGGCCUUAACUGGAAAUGUAAACAGGGAAAUAUAUCCUUGCUAGGUUUUCUGAUUAUCAUAACUCAUCUGAAUGUGUUUUUUUCUUCAUAAUCACUUGAAGCUGACACCUAAAGUUGAAUUUAGAACUACUGCAAGUGACAGCAACAUAAAGAAAUAUAGUCUCACUUUCAAUUACUUAGAAAUUACUACAGGUAAAAUAUUAUAUCUGUUUUCUCACCAGUGUUAUUGACUCUAGUUUUGGCCCGCGGGGUAUAUAUUUGAUUUGGAACUCAUUCUAAGCUGCAUAUUUAGGAUAUUUUCAAUUUAGCAACAUAUGAGGCAUCGAGUAGAGUGUUAGUGCUUCCUGCAAUAACAGGUAAAAAUAAAGAAAAUAAUGUUUUAUGCAGAAUUCUAUAGUCACUUCAACAGUAAAUGGUAAAUUUGCUGAUCUCUAUAAAACUUGAGAAGAAAAAAUUUGAAGAUAAAUGAAAAUGCUAUUAAUAUUAUUGCUUAGCCAAAUACUUUACUACAGAGGCACUGAAAUUUGUCUUCUGAUGUUAGUGCUUAAAUAGGAGCACCCAACUUUCAAAUGUGCUCAGCACUACAAAAAUUUGUGCUAACUUCAGCAAGUCUUGAGAUACAGAUACAUCUGAAGCCACAUAACAGAGGCAUCUAAACUUAGGCACUGACAGUUGUAAAAUGCUGAUAUGUAUAAUAAUAAUGUAUAAUGAGGCUUUAAAAUUGAGUAAUUUCUGAAAUAAAUCCUUUUCUUUCUCCCAUAUCUGAGCCAGUUCAGCAUGCAAUGCCCUUAAGAGUCCCAGUGAUGUCUGCUUGCCCCUUUCCUGAUGGAGCUGGCCCAGCCCUAACAGGGACCCCUCUGCAGCUCUAGUUUGAGCUCACCUAAGGAAUAAGAAAUGCAGGGUGCAGACAUGUGAGGAAAGAGCAGAAAGAAAUGAAGGUCUCUGGCCAGACAGAGGCUCCCAUGCCUGUCCUUGCCAGCACUGCUUGGUCCCAGCACAGGAAGCUGGCUCAGAGAGCAUAUCCUUGUCUACCUGGGGAGCUGCAGGUGUGUUUGAGGGAAAGCAGCGUUUGGGGUGAUGCAAAUGACCUUGGGGAUCUGUGCAGGGCUUGAUCUGAUGCUGCCCAUGGACCAACCUGGCCCAAGCAGUGCUGACUCAGAAGAAGGGUCAGGAAGGAGUGCAGACACUGAGAAAGCAGGAGGAGGAGGGCUCCCCCAGCACAGAAGGUGUGAGCUAUUGGUGGGCCUAAUGCAUGCAAGUGAUUUUUUUCAUAUAAAUGUUGUCUUUUUUUAUGUUCUUCCAUAUUCUUAUAGCAACUUUAUGUGUUGAUAAUUCUGAAUGGUGUUUUUUGUUUAUCUCAUAGCACAGCUUUUAAAAUUAAUUGUAUUGAAAUUAUGGCUUUGUCAUAAUGAAAAAGUUACUCUUACAACAGAUCUGAAGAUGGCUGGCAUGACUAAUUACUGUAUUUGAUUGUUUUCAGAAUUGCCAUUUCUUUUCUGUUUUACAGCAAAGUAGGAAGACCACAAAUAGUUGAUUUAUUUAUCCUAAAAGUUCAGCUCAAGUACUAAGGUUUGGGACUGUUAUGGCAAUGGAAUAUGUGGUAUAGAUAAGCAACUUUAAAAAAGUAUUUUCCUUCCUUUGCAUUAGUGUCUAGCUUGCUGUUAAUUAUUAAGCAUCAUCUGCUGGCCAUUUUGAGCUGCUUCAUUUAAGGGUCUUGUGUCUUAAACAGGAAAUGAAUGUGGAGCAUGUGAAGCCAUAGAGCCCAGAGGUAAUCUUCAGAUAAAUGUUUGGCUGCUUUCUACAGAUUGUGAUCAUUUUGGAGGCCCUUGAUUUUAAGAGUCCAUGCAUUUUCUGAGCAUUUUUCAUGCAGGAUCGUGUUUGCUACUGGUUCUUUAUCGGAAUCUGGGACUGACUGUCAGAAAACCUUCUGGUUUUCAGUGUCUGGGUGUAUACAUAAAGAAAACACACUGGCACGGUUGCAGCUACAGUGGGGGACCUUCAAGACUCAGAAUCAUAGAAAAUCUGGCUGAAAGGGUCCUCUGGAGGUCAUCACCAAACUUCUCAGUCAGAGUGGGAUUAUCCCCACUGCUCCAUCGUGCACACCUUCACCUACCUGAUCUCUGAACACUUCUAAAGGUGGAGAUCACACAGCCUCUCCCAGAGUACAGAGUAGCAAACCUGGUCCAGUGCUGAUCUACCCUCCAUGUGAACUGAUUUUGUUUCUCAGGUGCAACCAGAAUUUCCCAAGCCUUAAUCUACUGGCCCUUGUAUGUAAUAGCAAAAUUGUAUUUGUUGUACACAGCAUUUGUAAUGCAGUAUUUAUAAUAGUGGAGGCAAUGGCCAAGGUAUAGGGAAAAAUAACCAAAACCACUUUGAUCAUUUAGUAUUUAGGAAGUUUCCAUUUUUAAUACAACAUAAAAGAGCUUUUUUUCUUUUUUUGAGGGAGCAUGGGCUAUUUUGUUUCUACAAUACUUAUCAAGAAAACAGUUAGAAAAAUAACUUAUGAUUUUCUAAUAAACCUCCAGUGCUUGUUAGUCUUCAUCCAGUACCCAUUUUACAUUGAUACAGAUUUCUUGAAGGUGCAAAAAUUGCAGUUAUAUCAAAUUGAGUUCUUUAUCACUAAGGUUCUUCUGAUAGUCAAGGGAUUUUUCAUCACUUUU
Messenger RNA from Cyanistes caeruleus (blue tit), 4356 nucleotides. The record is from RefSeq and is a predicted model, not a curated record. Lineage: Eukaryota; Metazoa; Chordata; Aves; Passeriformes; Paridae.